Molecule: messenger RNA, 4146 nt
Organism: Clupea harengus (Atlantic herring)
Lineage: Eukaryota; Metazoa; Chordata; Actinopteri; Clupeiformes; Clupeidae
Gene: wwp1
Product: NEDD4-like E3 ubiquitin-protein ligase WWP1
Exons: 25
Coding region: 795-3449 (884 amino acids)
Biological process (GO): proteasome-mediated ubiquitin-dependent protein catabolic process; protein ubiquitination
Cellular component (GO): cytoplasm
Molecular function (GO): ubiquitin protein ligase activity; protein binding
Source: RefSeq, a predicted model, not a curated record
CCUUUCUGAAUGAUAAUUUUCUCUCAGAUUAUUUAACCUUUUCUUGCCAAAGGGACCAUUUGUGCACAACCUACUAGCCUGCAGAUUGUGUGUGAGAUUGUGAGAUGCUGGUGGUCUGGUUGGCUGCAGUAAUCCCAGUGAGUGGUCCAGAGGCUGUUCUUCAUGUUCCUGGCAGUGGAGCUUUGGGCCAUUGGCUCGUGAGCAUCAGGUUUAAAGAAUGCUGAUCCUGAAGAGAGUGUUCUUUGAGCUGAUGUGCUUGAGGCAGUACUUUUUUUUGAGCCGCAUCUGAAGGAGUUUCCUAGUGAUUGGUUGUGCUACGGUGUACCUCUGAUGGGCAUUGGGAUUAAUUGUCCUGAUGGAGGGUGUUAUGGGUAAGAGAUUAUUUACAUGGUUGCAUGUGACUGGCCCUUAAGAAAGAAACGCCCCUUAUGAUAAGGGGAAGAGGGGGGAGUGAUAUUCCUGUCAAGACUAGGUGUGGAUUGGAUUAGUCUUGGUCUAUAUGAGAAGUUUGGGGUUUAUGCUAGGCUUGGGAGGAAAAGGUUGCGAUUGUGUUUUGAACUUGUAUGUAUGUUUGUUUGUGUGUGUUUGUGGUUGGAGCCCUGUGAAGUGUGUGGCAUGUAGAUGGUUGGAGCUCUGCCACUGCUGGGCUGAAAGCUGAAACCCUGAGAAGAUAUUUACAGAGCGCAAAGCCGUACAGCACAACAGCCUCAUGGUAACCAUGGGACACGGAGUAGGCUGAACACCCUGAGCUUCACACACACACACGCACAACGCCUCAACCCCCUGUAUAUGAGAUGGCCACCGCGUCGGGCGGUGAAAACUGCAGUGACGACCGUGGAGGCUUGUCUCAGCUGCACGCCCAAGUGGUCUGUGCCAAACUCAGGCGCAAGAAGAACUGGUUUGGGACGGCCGUCUAUGUGGAGCUGGCAGGGGAGGGGGAGUCCCGCAAGACCAGCAAAUCCCACAGCACACACAACCCUCGCUGGGAUGAAGCCCUGCUUCUGAAUGUAACCCCACAUACACAUCUGGAGUUCAAGGUGUGGAGCCACCAUGCUCUGAAGGCAGAUGCUGUGCUUGGGAAGGCCAGCCUGGACCUGCGGCAUGCGCUGGAGCAGAAUGGCAGCAAAUUGGAGCGGGUGAGGCAGGUGCUGCCCCUGAUGGUCGAGGGGAAGAGUGGCGUGGUCAACGCAGGGGAGCUGACAGUGGUGCUGGACGGCCUUAGCGUCGACCAAGAGACUCUUCACAACAGCAGCACAAACACAACCAAAAUUCAGCAGAAUGGAGAUGCCAUUCACGAAAAUGGCGACAGCCCGUCAACAAGGGCUCCAAACAGUGGGUGUGUUUCUAACGGCGUGGACAGCUCCGCCUGUAGUGACUCGAGCUCCGCCCCUAUUGUCAACGGAGACACAGACUCCUCCCCUUCUCACCAGGCCGCGCCCGUCCCCAUGCAGACAGACAGCGAUGCAGGCACUCGGACAGUAAAUGGUUCAGAUACUGCUGCAGUGCCAUGUACGGAAGAGAUGCCAGUCGCCGGUAGUUCAGAUGAAGAGCGUGACGGAGCGCCUGCAGACCCCCCUGCCCCUCUACCCUCCUCUUCUUCCUCUUCCUCUCCUGCCCCAGAAGCAGCCGUCGCCCCCCCCUCAUCCCCCCCUCCAGCCUCCAACUCCUCGGGCCCCUCGGAGGCUGCCAAACCACGGCAGCAGACCCCCAACGCAGCCACAACAGAGCCCCUUCCUCCAGGGUGGGAGCAGAGGAAGGAUCCCCAUGGAAGGACAUACUACGUCGACCACAACACACGCACCACCACGUGGGAAAGACCUCAGCCGCUUCCACCAGGCUGGGAGAGGCGGGUAGACGACCGCGGCAGGAUCUACUACGUGGACCACAACACGCGCACCACCACCUGGCAGCGGCCCACCAUGGAGUCCGUGCGCAACUUCGAGCAGUGGCAGUCGCAGCGCAGUCAGCUGCAGGGCGCCAUGCAGCAGAUCAACCAGAGAUACCUCUACUCUGCCUCCAUGAUGUCUACGGAGAAUGACCCAUUGGGACCUCUACCUCCUGGAUGGGAGCGACGUGUGGACUCAAACGACCGUGUGUACUUCGUCAACCACAGCACAAAGACCACCCAGUGGGAGGACCCUCGCACACAAGGGCUGCAGAACGAGGAGCCUCUACCAGAGGGUUGGGAGAUCAGAUACACCCGCGAGGGCGUCCGCUACUUUGUGGAUCACAACACGAGGACCACGACGUUCAGUGAUCCACGCACUGGCAAAUCAUCAGUGAGCAGUAAAGGUCCUCAGAUUGCUUAUGAGCGGAGCUUUAGAUGGAAGCUUGCACACUUCCGCUACCUAUGUCAGUCGAAUGCAUUGCCCAGCCAUGUGAAGAUUACGGUCUCCAGACAGACACUGUUUGAAGACUCCUUCCAACAGAUCAUGGCUCUGAAGCCCUAUGACCUAAGGAGGAGACUAUAUGUGAUCUUCCGAGGAGAAGAGGGACUGGACUACGGUGGCCUUGCAAGGGAGUGGUUUUUCCUGUUGUCUCACGAGGUGCUGAACCCUAUGUACUGUCUGUUUGAGUAUGCGGGGAAGAGUAACUACUGCCUGCAGAUCAACCCCGCCUCCACCAUCAACCCCGACCACCUGGCCUACUUUUGCUUCAUCGGCCGCUUUAUCGCCAUGGCCCUGUUCCACGGCAAGUUUAUAGAUACAGGCUUCUCCCUGCCCUUCUAUAAGCGCAUGCUCAACAAGAAACUCAUCCUCAAAGACCUGGAGUCUAUCGACCCCGAGUUCUACAACUCGCUCAUCUGGAUCAGGGAUAACAACAUAGAGGAGUGUGGCCUGGAGAUGUACUUCUCAGUGGACAUGGAGAUCCUGGGGAAGAUCACGUCUCAUGACCUGAAGCCUGACGGUGCCAACCUACUAGUUACUGAGGAGAGCAAGGAGGAGUACAUUGGGUUGAUGGCGGAGUGGCGUUUCUCCCGGGGUGUGGAGGGCCAAACGAAAGCCUUCCUGGACGGCUUCAAUGAGGUGGUGCCUCUACAGUGGCUGCAGUACUUUGAUGAGAAGGAACUUGAGGUAAUGCUCUGCGGGAUGCAGGAGGUUGACCUGCAGGACUGGCAGAGGAACACCGUAUAUCGCCACUACACCAGGAACAGCAAACAGAUCAUGUGGUUCUGGCAGUUUGUGAAGGAAAUGGACAAUGAGGUGCGUCUACGGCUGAUGCAGUUCGUCACGGGGACGUGCAGGCUGCCACUAGGGGGCUUUGCUGAGCUCAUGGGCAGUAAUGGUCCGCAGAAGUUCUGCAUAGAGAAGGUUGGGAAAGACACCUGGCUUCCUCGCAGCCACACCUGUUUCAACAGGCUGGACUUGCCUCCCUACAAGAGCUACGAGCAGCUUAAGGAGAAGCUGCUCUUCGCCAUCGAGGAAACGGAGGGCUUUGGCCAGGAGUAGGCCCACCCUCUGCUCCCCUUGGCCCCAACCCCUCCCGGCUCACCCCCCCCCCCCCCGCCCCUACCCCUACCCCUCUCACCAAAAGGAAAAGAAUUGCACAGAUAUUUACCAAUGUACAUAAGCUAUUCUCACAUUUCAAACCAAAAUCUUAAUCUGCAACCUCAUGUUAGCGAUUUUUAGCCUCCUCCCGUGUGUCUGGCCGUGAUUAUGCAAGCAAACUCUCCAGUGCUUCUCCUUAAAGGUCUCUGCCUGUCCGUGUGGGUGCGUGAGCAAGACGGUUUGCAUGUGAGUGAGUAAGAUGGUUUGCAUGUGAGUGAGUGUGUGAGCAUAUGUAUGUGAGUGUAUGUGUGUGUGAGUGUGUGUGUGUAAGUGAGUGUGUAAGUGAGUGUUUGUUUGUGUGUGUGUGUGAGAGAGAGACUGAGAAAGUAGUGCAUCUCAGUGCUUGGCUCUAGUUUUAUAGAGCUGCUGAGAUAGUUUGAUUGACAGCUGAGCUUGCUGCUGCCGCCCCCUCUUAACAGUAUUCAACACCGCACUGAGGGGUGUGUCUGUGAGACUGUGUGUGUGUGUGUGUGUGUGUGUGUGUGAGAGAGAGAGAAAAGAGCUGUGCAACGGUGAGUGUACAGCUCUGCGGUGGCCUUACUAAGUAUGUGUGUGUGUGUGUGUGUGUGUGUGUGUGUGUGUGUUUUCGUCUGGGUUA